UCCGCAGGCAGGGCGAGGUCGGGAGCUCGGAGGAAGGGUUUCCCUGUCCAGCUCCUAGGCCCUUGCUUCCGGUUCCAGUUCCUCCUGACCCAUUCUUGGGGGAGCGCCAGUGUUCUAGAAAGGGGAGGGAGAGCCAGGUUCUAGAAUGGCCUUUCCUGGAGAUCACAUCUGUCACCUGAGAAGGGCAUCUUGUGCAUCAGCUGGGAAUAAGCGGCCUCACCUUUGGCUGUUUUCCCUGCAGAUUGUUGCUUCUUUUCUUGGCGGCGCAGUCCUUUCCUCAUAAAGAUGCCGCUCCCGGCCGUGAUUUCUAGAAGUUCCAUGGGCCUUUAGUGUCCUGGUUUCCCCUUGGCCCUUCUGGCCCUUCCCUGCCUCUGGCAUGAACCUGGCCCGUGCCGCUGUGCUCCUGUGGGCGUGGGGGAGUCUGCAGGCCUUUGAAAUCGUGGAGAAGGAGGACAUUUUCCAGAGGACCCCCUGCCCCGCUUUCCUGAUGUUCGACAACGCGGCCUACCUGGCCGACAUGAGCUUCGAGCUGCCCUGCCACUGUAAGCCUGAGGAGGUCCCGGCCGUGGUCUGGUACUACCAGAAGCACCUGGGCAGCAGCCACACCACCGUCCUGACGGACUUCGACGGGCGCGUGCUGACCGAGGCCGCCCACGUGCGGGCGGGCAGUGCCCUGCUGGCCCGCUUCAGCAUCCGCAUGUUCAGCCUGUUGGUUUUCCGGGCCCAGCCUGAGGACUCGGGCUUGUACUUCUGCGGCACGCGCAAGGGGGACUACUUCUACGCCUACGACGUGGACGUCCAGAGCAGUGAGGGAAUGGUGGCCACCUUCAGGGACCUGGGCCAGGAACCCUUUGCCGACGAGUACCGCGGGAGCCUCCAUGUCUUCACCACCUUCUGGGAGUGGACCCCCUGUGACCGCUGCGGGGUGCGUGGGGAGCAGUGGCGCAUUGGGCUCUGCUACCUGCAGAGCCCGGACCUCUCCCCACGCUUCCGCAAGACUCUGCCAGACGUGGUGUCCUGCGGCUCACGGGCCGUGCCAAGGAAGCUUAGGGCCCAGGCCCAGGCCCACACGCCCGAGCUGCUGGUUCAGAGCUGCACGGUGCCCUGCCAGAAUGCGACGACGGCCCACAGGGGCAUGAUGGCCAUUUUCAACUACCUGUCCAAAGCGGGCAGCCGGCCCUGGGUGCCCCAGGUGCCCAUUCAGUACCACCAGCAGAGGCUGGGCCACGGACUCAUCGUGUCCUGUCCGGGCGCCCGGCCAGAGCACGCUGUGGCCUGGGACAAGGACCGCCAGGGCUUGUAUCGCACGCAGUACCUGAAGGGCGUCAACAGGUCCAUGAGGGUGUUCAUCGACCACGGCAACCACCUGCACAUCCGCUUCACCCAGCUGGACGACAGGGGCACCUACUACUGCUGGCGGCAAGGCGUGCGGGUCGCUGGGUUCCGACUGGGCGUGACCUCGCGGGGGCACUACAAGGUCUCGUUCUCAGACCCCGAGGUCCGCUCCGCCGUGGAGCUCACCUUAAUAGGGUACCUGCUCAUCACGGCGGUCUUCGUCACCAUUCACCUUUGUCGUGGCUGCUGCUACUUGUUUCGCUGCUGGCCCAGCUUCUCUCCCUAGGCGCUCUCCCCGCCCCCCAUCCCUGAAGACCCGUGUGCUCAAGUGUGUGUGUCUUCAAUGAUCCCAGAUGAUGCCUCUGGGUCGGCACCCUGGGCUGGGACGGGGGGCAAGG
This is a messenger RNA of Phyllostomus hastatus (greater spear-nosed bat), 1733 nucleotides long. RefSeq names its product family with sequence similarity 187 member A (gene FAM187A). The record is from RefSeq and is a predicted model, not a curated record. The transcript has a single exon. The coding region runs from base 377 to 1621 and encodes 414 amino acids. NCBI's taxonomy places the organism in Eukaryota, Metazoa, Chordata, Mammalia, Chiroptera, Phyllostomidae.